Messenger RNA from Chiroxiphia lanceolata (lance-tailed manakin), 4794 nucleotides. RefSeq names its product oligophrenin 1 (gene OPHN1). Gene Ontology annotation, biological process: signal transduction. The coding region runs from base 71 to 2458 and encodes 795 amino acids. The record is from RefSeq and is a predicted model, not a curated record. Gene Ontology annotation, cellular component: cytoplasm. Gene Ontology annotation, molecular function: GTPase activator activity; protein binding. The transcript has 24 exons. NCBI's taxonomy places the organism in Eukaryota, Metazoa, Chordata, Aves, Passeriformes, Pipridae.
GCGCUCCCGGUGCCCGUGCCCGUGCCCGUCGGUAGCCGCAGCCCGGCGGAGCCGCCCCCGGCCCGCGGCCAUGGGGCACCCGCCGCUGGAGUUCAGCGACUGCUACCUGGACAGCCCCGACUUCCGAGAGCGCCUCAAGUGCUACGAGCAGGAGCUGGAGCGGACCAACAAGUUCAUCAAGGAGGUGAUCAAGGACGGCAACGCGCUCAUCGCCGCCAUCCGCGGGUACUCCUCAGCGGUGCAGAAGUUCUCCCAGACCCUGCAAUCCUUCCAGUUCGACUUCAUUGGUGACACACUAACAGAUGAUGAGAUUAAUAUUGCUGAGUCCUUUAAGGAGUUUGCAGAGCUGCUGCAAGAGGUAGAGCUGGAGAGGUCCAUGAUGGUGCAGAAUGCGAGUGAUUUGCUGAUCAAACCUUUGGAAAACUUCCGGAAGGAGCAGAUAGGCUUCACCAAGGAAAGAAAGAAAAAGUUUGAGAAGGAUGGUGAGAAGUUUUACUCUAUGCUGGAUCGCCACCUGCACUUGUCUUCCAAAAAGAAGGAAUCCCAGUUACAGGAGGCUGACCUUCAGGUGGACAAAGAGAGACACAAUUUCUUUGAGUCCUCCCUCGAGUACGUCUACCAGAUCCAGGAAGUACAAGAAAGCAAGAAAUUCAGUAUUGUGGAGCCGGUGCUGGCGUUUCUCCACAGCCUCUUCACUUACAACAAUCUGACAGUGGAGCUGACACAGGAUUUUCUCCCCUACAAGCAGCAGCUCCAGCUCAGCCUGCAGAACACAAGGAAUCACUUUUCCAGCACGCGGGAGGAGCUGGAAGACCUGAAGAAGAGGAUGAAGGAAGCGCCCCUAACCUGCAAGCUCCCUGGGCAGCCGACCAUCGAGGGCUACCUCUACACUCAGGAGAAAUGGGCACUGGGCAUCUCCUGGGUGAAGUAUUACUGCCAGUAUGAAAAAGAGGCAAAAACCUUACGGAUGACACCCAUAGACCAGAAGCCUGGAGCUAAGCAAGGCACCUUGGACCUGACCCUGAAAUCUUGUGUUAGGAGAAAGACUGACUCCAUAGACAAAAGGUUUUGUUUUGACAUUGAAACCAAUGAAAGGUCCGGGACCAUCACGCUGCAGGCACUCUCGGAAGCCAACCGAAGACUGUGGAUGGAGGCGAUGGACGGGAAGGAGCCAAUCUACCACAGUCCCAUCACGAAGCAGGAAGAAAUGGAGCUGAACGAGGUCGGCUUCAAGUUUGUUCGGAAGUGCAUCAACGCGGUGGAGACGAAAGGAAUCUCCACAGAGGGCGUGUACCGGACUGUUGGCAGCAAUAUCCAGGUGCAGAAGUUGCUGAAUGCCUUUUUUGAUCCGAAAUGCCCCGGGGACGUGGAUCUCCAGAGUGGAGACUGGGACAUCAAGACCAUUACCAGUUCACUGAAGUUCUAUCUCAGGAACCUGUCUGAACCCGUCAUGACAUACAAGCUCCACAAAGAGCUGGUCCUGGCUGCCAAGUCCGAGAACCUGGAUUACAGGCUGGGAGCUAUUCAUGCACUGGUGUAUAAACUGCCUGACAAGAACAGGGAGAUGUUAGAGCUCCUCAUCCAGCACCUCGUCAAUGUGUGUGAGCACAGCCGGGAGAACCUGAUGUCGCCGUCCAACAUGGGCGUGAUCUUUGGGCCCACUCUCAUGCGGGCACAGGAGGACACUGUGGCAGCAAUGAUGAACAUCAAGUUCCAAAACAUCGUGGUCGAGAUCCUGAUCGAGCACUUUGGGAAGAUCUACUCCGGCCCCCCAGAGGACACCACGGCCCCUCCAGUGCCCCCACCCAGGGUGGCUGCCCGGCGCCACAAACCCAUCACCAUCUCCAAACGUCCCCUGAGGGAAAGACCUGUCUUCUUUGGUGCUUCUGUGGAGGAAAGUGGAGCAGAGUGGCUCGCCCAGACCCCCAAUGGUGGUGGCGCGGAAGCCCCCAGACCCCUCCAGCGCAGCCGCCCGCCCGCGCCCCGGCCCGGGGGGGACGAGCCGGGGCGUCCCCCCACCGAGGGCCGGCCCCAGCCCCGCGCAGAGCCCGAGCCGGGCCGGCCGGGGGCCAGGCUGCAGGACGGAGGGGUGAAGCCGGCCGGCAAGGCGGCCAACGGCGUGGUGGCCAGCCCGGCCCUGAGGAGCGGCACGCUGCAGGCCAGGAGACCGGCCCCCCGGCCGGGGGGCAGCAGGGACGGUGAGUGUGACGGUGUCCCUAAGCCGCGUUCCCAUGGCGAUAAGCCGGUGAUAAUGCGUCCUCCCGUGAGACCUCCAGAUCCACCCUGCAGGAUGCCAGUCCCUCCAAAGCUGGAGCAGAGGCCAGAUCUGAUAGCAGGGACAGCAGAGGAGAUGCCCUCAUCUGUGGUGGCCUCUAGGACCAAGUUCUUUGAGACGGCUUCCCGAAGAACAGGCAGUUCUUCAUCACCACAAGGCAGGAUCCCAGGUGAUGAGAGCUGAGGCUAAAGGCUUUGUAAGCACCUCGGCCCAGCUGGACCCAGGAGACUUUCUGUGCUUGUGACCCAGGAGUCACAGCUGAGCCUUGCCAGCCCCAGUGCCCUGGAGAGCAGCCUUCUUACUGGACGAUGAUUUCCGAGCCACAAGUGGCUCAAGAAAUUAGAAGAGGGAGACCACGAUGGAGAGCAGGCCCUGCCCACACGUCUGUGUUGAACUGUUUUCAGCCCUCCCACCUCUCCUCCCCGCAGGCUGUGGCAGUGCCCGUGUGUGCCCGCACACGUGGCGGCAGCGUGGGCAGGGCUGGGGGACACCGACCGGCUGUGGAAGGGACAGCAGAGCCACCACUGACCUGCUCACUUUUGGGAAAUGCCUUGACAAGGGUGACCCCGGACAGUGCAGGGGCUGAGGCCCCAUGCUUGGGUGCAAGGGCAGAGCAGUGGCAGCUGGGGUUGGCCCCCCUUGCCCUGAGAAGUCCCUUCCUCUGUGCUCGUGUCCCUCACUUGGUGAGCUGUGCUGCAGUUGCAGUGUUUGGGGCAGCCGUCCCUGGGAAGGCUGCCGUGCUGAGCAGGCUGGGCAGGGAGGGGGGAAGCACUGUGCUCAGCUCUGUGGGACAUCUCCUCAUCUCCCGGGCAUCAGCACAUCCCUGUCCUGGAAGAUUGUGCCAGCGGGCAUGGCUGGGUCGAGGCCUUGGCCUGAGUGGGGCUGCAGCCCUGCCCGGGGUUGGCUCUCGGGCAGCACUGUCACAUCAGCAGCUCCAAGGGUGCAGCUGGGGGAAGGGAGCAGCAGGUGCUUCUCCUCCUCCUCCUGUGUGAGCCACACUCCCACCGGAUCCGCUUCCCACAGGCACACCAAGAAGUCUGUUCUGGGGUGAUUCUGGUGGGCCAGCACAGAGGUGCUGAGGAUCUGAAACUCACUGAAUGUGGGUCAAACCCACCGUUUUUCUAAGAGCUGCCCAGUUUCUUGUUUUCUUGUUUAUUGAUUUCCAGUCUGAGAUGCCCAGUCUGUCCCUCAGCAGUGGUCCUGUGGGCAAUGCCUGUUGACCCAGGAGCUGUCCCUGGCCAGGACCACCCCGUGCACCCCCAUAGCAGUAGAGGCUUGUCUGCGGCUCCAGCGCCAGGGCCAUACACAGCAGCCUACGGCUCCCCUGCUUCCUCUGCCAGCCCAAAGGCAAUUUCCCCAUUUUGAAUGAUUUUCCUUAGGUGCCGAGGGCAUUCCAAAAGAGUGGCCAAACAUUCCACCAGCUGCUUCCCAGGUGCUCCAUCCCUCGUGCGCGCUGUGUCCUGCCCGGCGCAGGUUUUCCGAUGGGAUGCUGCCGCCGUCCUUCCCGUCUCCCGGGGCUUUGCCUCGUGUGUGAUCUUGUGUCUGUUAUUGCUGGAUGUCACACGCUGGUGCUCACACAUCGUGUCCAUGGUGCUCCUGCUCCCUCGGCUUCAGCAGUGCCCCAGUUGCUCCCUCCUUUGGAUCCGGUACAUGAAAGAGGCUUUAAAACCAAACCAGCCUUGUGCUGUGGUGGCUGAGGCUGUGCCACAGGCACUAGUGGCACCUUGGGCUGUGCUGGGCCCCUCCUGCUGCAGCCCCUUGCCAGCAGCUCCCGGACAGGUGUCUUGGAGCAAGUAGGAUGAAGGUGAAGUCAGAGGGAGCUGCUCUGACCAGCUCAGCGGCAGCCUCGUCCCCUCCUGGGGUGACUGUCCCAGGGCUGUCAGGCUGGUGGCUCCCACACACAAGGCCAGCAUUUCCCAGCUUCCUUCCCCGCUCAGGACUGUGCUUUAGGGACCCCUCAAGCCUGUCAGUUUGGGAAGCUCCCAGGGUUCUGCUAUGGGUGGCUCUGGAGGGGACACCCCCAGGACCCGUCCUGCAGGAGCAGUGGCUGUCACAUCCCCCUCCUGCUCACACCCACUGCCUGGCACAGACCCCCGAGACAGAGCCGGGCUCCACGGGCAGGGGGUCCGAGAGCAGUUGAGUUUCAGUCUCACAGUGUGAACAGUGGGGAGGAAGCAGCUUCUUGCAGACAUAUUUCAUGGUGUCCUUUUAAAGCCCUUUGUCACUUGUGUGUCUGUGCUGGUUUUUCUGCCUCUGUGGGCGCAGCUGAACAUGGGACCAGCAGUGGAGUGGUGGGGGGCUGGGGGUGAGGGGGGCUGUGGGGCCCAAUCCCUGCUGCCGUAGGGGCACAGUCCCCACUGCUCUGGGCACAGUUCCUGCUGCCAGUGCCACAGGAGCAACAGCUGGGAACUCGGGAUUGCCCCAUGUGGGUGGCAGCUCCCCGGCAUCAGCCUGGGAGUUGUUUUUGUUUGUACAAGCGUAGGUUGCUACAAGUGUUUAUAAAUUUCCAUGAAGUCAAA